Magnolia sinica is the source of this 2300-nucleotide messenger RNA. Its product is annotated as protein RETARDED ROOT GROWTH, mitochondrial. Bases 191 to 1267 code for a protein of 358 amino acids. NCBI's taxonomy places the organism in Eukaryota, Viridiplantae, Streptophyta, Magnoliopsida, Magnoliales, Magnoliaceae. The transcript is spliced from 7 exons. The record is from RefSeq and is a predicted model, not a curated record.
CUCGGUUGAUCCGGGAUCUCAGCGAAUCCGCUCCGGCGCAAUCCGCUUACCAGAUGGACAUUGCGGUGGGUCGAGAGAGAAACGGGGUUAAUAGGAAAUUGGCGUCGGGUCUACACAGGUGCAUUGAGCGAGCGGUUUUUUUCCGGCGCGCGCAUACAGAGAGGGCGAGAGGAAGCUGAUCAGGACGCGAAUGGGAAGGUUGGGAGCUUACUCUCUCCUCAAACGCAUAUUACCAGAGGCUAUUCAAUCUCCUUUUCUCGCAUCUUCUCGACAUUCAGUAGAAACCAAACGUCUAUCCACGAAUCACUCUGCCAGCGGUGGCGUUGAUGGCCAUGGAUUUUUGGGUUGGAAUCAUGAAUUGGGUCAGAAACAGGCAAUCGAGUCUCAGGAAGAGGAAAUCAGAUGCAUUCCUAUCAAAGCUUACUUCCUAUGUACCAGUAUUGAUUUAAAGAGCAUGCAGACAGACAACGCUUACAAUGUCAUUCCUCCAACUUCUCGGUCAUUGAACUAUGUUACUCUCCGAUAUUGUGAUUUUCCACCUGAGAUUACUGGUAUGCGAAUCAAAUUGGAUUGGAGUUGCUACCGUUACAUGGUUGUAUUCCAGUAUGGAUCUGCCGUCUUGUUUAAUGUUGCAGAUCAUGAAGUGGAGGGGUAUCUCGAUGUUGUUAGGAAACAUGCUUCUGGAUUGCUCCCUGAAUUGAGAAAGGAUGACUAUGCUGUGGUAGAGAAGCCACAAUUGGUAACAUGGAUGCAAGGAGGCCAUGAUUAUAUUGUUCUUCAGAGUCUGGACACUGAUGGAAUACGCAUUAUUGGAAGUGUACUUGGCCAAAGUAUUGCUCUUGAUCAUUUCAUUUGGCAGGUUGAUGGUAUAGUUGAGGAAUUCACAGAUAUUAAUCGCAGCAUGGAGAAGAGUGGCACCUUUACCAUGCAGAGGAAGAAGCUCUUUCAACUUGUAGGGAAGGCGAACUCAAAUCUUGCUGAUGUGAUUCUAAAACUUGGUCUUUUUGAGAGAUCUGAAAUUGCUUGGCGCGAUGCAAACUAUGCCCAGAUAUUGGAAUACCUUCGAGAUGAGUAUGAGCUUGCGCAACGUUUUGGAAGCCUCAAUUUCAAAUUGAAAUUUGUGGAGCACAACAUCCACUUUCUGCAAGAAGUUCUGCAACACCGAAGGUCAGAUCACUUGGAAUGGUGUGUCAUCGUACUGCUAAGUAUAGAUAACAUACUAUCAAUAUAUGAAAUAGUCCAUGAAUCUGCCAUAACCCCUCUCUAAGAAAGCCCAUAUUGGAAAUUCCCUCAUUGCUGUAACAAGGAGACUGGUUGCCGAAAUCUUCCGACUUCUGAAAAUUGUAGGUACAUUGGGUCCUGAAGUACCACUUUUCCUACUCUGCACCUGCUCCUGCUUGUUUGCUGCUGUUAACUGAGUGAGCCUCUACGACUGUUGUUGGCGUGUCUUGAAUCGAGGCUUUAGCAAAUACUUGUUUACGAAAUCGAUAGCGGGUUUGUCUCCCAUUAACAUUCAUAAAAUUUUCUCUAUAGCGUUUGCAUUGCAAUAUUUGUAAUAAGACCUUUCUUUAUAAUCAUUUGAAAUUGUUGGCAGUAUAAUUGUGUUAUUAUGAUCAGUGAUGUUUCACAUUAUUGGUUCAUGACCUGCGCACACAUUUUUACAUUCGAAUAUCAUCUUUUGUCACCGUGCUCUAUUUUCUUUUCAUCUUUUCAGUUCCUUAGAAUUCAGAGGAAAUGAGAAUAUAUGGGAAAAAUGUAAAAUUUUCAAUGUAUGUGAGGGAUUAGAGUUUUUACCGAGGCUACAUGAGUUUAUGGAUCUCUGCCCAUCUGCAUUCCAACACAUUUUCCAAGAUGGAACAUGUGCAAGAUCUGAGUGGGCCCUCUGGUAGGACACUAGAUAAAUUCUUGCCCAAAAUAUAGGGCAACAUAAUUUUUAUUUAUUUAUUUAUUAUUAUCAUUAUUCAAUGUAGCCCUCCUGAUAAGUAAACCUGCCAGACACUCAGGCUUUGGGGAAUCUGCACAGUGCGGGCAACCUCAUUCACUGCUCGGAUAUUGCAUGCAGAGCUGAACACGUAGGUGGACUACGUGUUAGAUAUGUUCCUGGGAAGUCUAGCUUUCAUGUGUUAACGGAUCUUGUUUAUCUAUGAUCACUUGGUGGAAUGUAGUCUUUUACUUUUUAUUUAUUUAUUUUAUGUCAUUAAUCGUUUAUGAAACUCAUGGAUUAAAUAUGUUGAGGAUGUGUUUGGUUUUUCCAAUUAUAAUGGUAAAUGGCUGGAAAUGGAUAAUGAUUACUUCUGUAA